GGACAUUUUAGUCUUUAAAUAUGAUCAGGAAUAUACUGAUUAAAUCGUGUAUAAAGUUUGAGAGCCGUAUUGCGGCGUCGCCAAAACCAAAACAUCGGUGUAACCGGAGCCGUUCGUCCGCCGCAUUUCUGCAGCUAUGUUGCGCGCGUGUGUCCGCGUUUACUGUAUAUGUCUGUGUGCGUCGGUUGUGCUGAGUGUUCAUGUGGCAAAAGAAUAUGUCUGCCAAGAUCCAGAUACGGGAACUCUUCAUGAACUUAACACAACUUGGCGAUCUACCACUUUCUGCGGAAAUUAUACGUGUAAAAUUAGAAGAAUAAACACUGGUCAGCAACCAUCUAAAGUGUUUGUGAGUCUUUUCAACCAACAAUCCAGGUCCAAUAAUGAUAAUAAAAUCAAUCACACAAAUGAAUUCAGUUUGUCAAAACUCUUACCAGAACUUACCAAAGAUAGUGAUAGACUAUUAAAUAAAGCAGAAAUUCAGAAAAUUACAGAAUUACUACAUUCUGUAAAGAAGAGUGACUUGCAAGCUGUUAUAGAACUGUAUAAUGUAGCUCAAGAAAUGUAUAAGGAUAUGAAAUUGACUGACACUAAAGAAGAUAAUAGAGCGAGUGAAGCAAUAUCAGGCGAAUCUAGAGAAAGUAGUCAACAUAAAACUUCCUAUUGGUAUGAACCUGCUAAUGAACACAGAAAGGAAGCUGAUAUGAAGCCAGAAGGAACUGAACUUGAAGGAUCGACCCUAUAUUCAGCUAGCCCAUACCCAUACGCGCAACAACAACCGUACUUUUACUCGCAAAGUCGAACAAAUUAUCCCAAUUACUUUACAGGAUCGUUGUUAAAUAACGACGGUAGAGUGGGAUAUCCUAGUCUACCGAUGAACCAGCAAGGCAUGCCCGCAUAUUACCAACAGAGAAUUAUAUAUGAUGCUCCCGGGCCUACACCACAGAGUCCUUGUAACCCUUGCGUUCGACCAUAUCAGUAUCAACCAAUGCCCAUGCCUGCAAACUAUCCUCCACGCCCCACGAGUAAUAUGUACCCGUAUUUGCUAAGAUACAACUACACAACUCAUGCCUACAACAAUUAUUAUAAAGGAAAUCCUUGGGCGUAUUAUGAUUACUACAGAAACCUUCCAUAUCAGAAACCUUCACAAUUUCAAAGAAAUCCUAACACAUUAGAAAAAAUACCUGACGAAAACAGUAUUAAUGCUGACAUCAAAGACGAAAAAUCAUGGAAAACUGAUCCUCUAUCCGAAGAAGUUAUCAAUGAAAUCAGAGCAAAUAUAGCGCAGCGUGGUAAACUAAUAAAUAUACCCUUGAAAAAGCGGAUAAAAUUAGAAAGGGUAUCUAAAGUAAUUAAACUAGAUCAGAAUAAUAGAAAAACGAGGUCAAUAACUAAGAUACAUAGUGAAGAAAAACAUUCAAGAGAAAGUGAUAUAAGUCAGAAGUCUAUAGAAGAAUCAAAAACUCUUGAAAAUACUGAAGUGAUGGAGACAUAUGUCGAAAAAGUAAUGUGCGAACCAACAACAGAACUAGGCUACUUCAAGAUCGGUAACAUGAACAAACCAUAUCCUGACUGCUGCCCGCAAAAGAUAGAAGAUAAGCAAAGAUAAGACUUGUCACCUUUUGGGUGAAUCAACUAUUUCUUGAUGUUAUUACUAAGGGAAAUAAGUGCAGUGAGUAUACAUAUUUGUCUGAGGCGAUGCCGCUUGGGAAGAUUGUUCCUUGAAUCAGACUAAGCUGAUUUCAUGCCCUAGUCACGAGAGCAUUGGCUACCCCCCAAAAAGGGGGAAGGUGGCUCCGGUGGUUCAGUUUGAGUGAAAGAACAAUCGUGCCAAGCGGUGUCGCCUGAGACAUAAAUGCAUACUACUCCAAAUAGUUCUGCACUUACUUCCCCUACGAUAUUCUGUCCCGUUAGCCAGGCGACAAUAUUAGUAAUAUUAGUAUAGUUCGCGUCCGAAAGGACAUGAAGGUGUUGGGACUCCACGAACAAGACACCCAAGAAAGGAGCAAGUGGCGUCGCAUGAUUGGGAAAGCCGACCCCGCGUAACGGGAAAAAGGCGAGGCAGAAGAAGAACAGUAUAGUUCGCGUCAUCCGCGAUGACACGUAGAUUUGUCGAAUCUAACCUUUAAUAACAUGACAAUACAAGUCAAGGCAUGCGUCUUCGUGAAUGACAUGAUCUAUACAGUUUGUUAGAACUCUUGCACACCUAUAUUAUCGUGCUGUAGAAAGGACUCAUAACUACCACAAAAAUGCAUGUUUGACUAAAUGCCAUUAAACCAGGAUUUUAAGUGUCACCCAGGCGACCGUAACCGUGACGAGUGACAAGAAAAUUUGAUUCACCCUUUUGUAGAGAACGUAAUUUUUCGUUACUGGAGAAAGUAACAUAAUUUUAUUUCAAAAUCUAAUACCUUUAAAUAUAUUUUUGUAACCUUUUGUACAUAGCAUUUUUUGCAGGUAUUAGAGUAAUUUUCGUUAUUUAAGUUUUGUUAUAACAAUAGAAAAUAAUUAGUAAUAUACAGCGUGUAUUUUUAAAACAACCGCAAAUUGAAUCGAGGAAGUAGAUUGCAGUGUUGUAAUAUAUGUAUUUCAAAAUGAAUAUGUAAUAUAGCUUACUCAUCCAUACAAAAACAGAGAAAAGAUCAACUCCCGAAAAUUUCCAUUCUCCGUGAUUUUUACUAUGUUAUUGAAACAAUGAAAAACUAGGUUUAAAAAGUUUUUCUUUUUUCAGAAUUUGGAUAGCAUUUUUUUUUUCAAAAAAGCUAAUUCUAUAUACCUAGAAUAUAUUAUUCUCAAGCGAUCAACAUCAAAAUCAAAUUUAUUUGUUACGAUUAAGUUAUUUUCUCCCGAAAUGGAAUUUCAUAGAAAAAGUAGUUAUUUCGUUAGGAUCGCAAAGCUAUUCUUAUUUAUUUAUUUAUUUAAGCUUUAGUGCACAAAUUUACAAAAAAAAGAAUACAAAUGGCUGACUGAACGCCUUAAUACAUUCUAUUCAAGUCAACCAUUGGGCUAAAAAGAGACAGUUUGGUGCAGGAUGGAAAAAGCGGGUAUGAGAAUAAACAGAAUUCGAGAUAACUAUGAUAAUUUAUACGCUAUUUUAUAUAUAAU
This is a messenger RNA of Cydia pomonella (codling moth), 3099 nucleotides long. RefSeq lists its product as uncharacterized. The record is from RefSeq and is a predicted model, not a curated record. The transcript is spliced from 3 exons. The coding region runs from base 137 to 1606 and encodes 489 amino acids. Lineage: Eukaryota; Metazoa; Arthropoda; Insecta; Lepidoptera; Tortricidae.